UGAGUCCAUUACAGAGCUUUGUUUACAAAUUUGUAGGGAAGUAUACGCCAGACCACAAGCAUGUCCAAAGACUCCAAAUCAAGUACCAAGAUGCGUACGCCCAAGUCUGAGAGAACUCCCGAAGAACAGGCAAGGAGGGACGCGAAAAAAGCUGCAAAGAAGGCCGCUAAACUUGCCGAAGUUGUUCCAGAGCCCAGACCUGAAGGAAGCCAAGCGGAAGAAGCAGAGAUGGCUCCUACUGCGGAAGGGGUACCUACUUCUCCCGAGACAAAGAAGCGAAAGCGAGAGGUUGUUGUGGAAGGUGAAGAGCUCGAAAUCGAUGUCUCAGCGCCUGCACCUCUUUCCAAAGCUGAACUUCGUGCGGCACGAAAAAAGGCCAAGCGUGGGGACGCUGUCCCCUACGCUCCCAAGGUUAGAGAUUACGAAAAGGUUCCCAAAUCAAAAGUACAAUCAGAAGAAGGUAACGAGGGGGAAAAGGACGUCUCUGGUUCAGGCAAAAGACAAAACUCGGUGUGGAUUGGAAAUUUGGCCUUCAAGACUACACCUGAAGGACUAAAGGAAUUCUUGGAAAAGGGUGUAACGGAGCUCGGAGGCAAGGGAGAGGGGAGCGUCACAAGAGUCAAUUUGCCGAAGAAAAGCAAUAAAGCUGGGUUCUCCGAGAACAAGGGCUUCGCCUAUGUUGACUUUGCUACCCCUGAGCUUCAGGAGCUUGGUGUUCAACUGAGCGAACACAAUUUCGAAGGCCGCCGCCUUCUCAUCAAAAAAGGUGAUGACCAUAACCCGACUGCCAACGCUCGUACACCCAAACCCCUCUCUACCAAGGCUCAAGACAUUGGCUCUUCUUCAAAGCGACCAGAAACUUCCACUUUAUACAUGGGUAACCUCCCCUUCGAUGCCACGGAGGAAGCUUUACGUGAUCUCAUCGAGAGCAACGCUCCCGAUAGGGAAAUUGUAGACGAGGAAGGUGCGGAGGAGAUUGGUGCCAGGGGUGGCAAGAAGAGCGGUUUGAAGAAAGUUAGACUAGCUGCUUUCGAGGAUACUGGAAGGUGUAAAGGAUUUGCGUUCCUUGACUUUAUUUCUGCUAGACACGCCAAGUUCUCUCUCGGCAACAGGAAGAACCACUUUUUCAAUGGGCGCAGACUAAAUCUUGAAUUUGCUUCUGAAGAAGCAGCUAAGCGCAGUGGUGUUGCUCGACCCAAGGAGAAGACUAAGGAAAAGUACAAUAAACACCGAGCAGGGCCUGGUGUGGAUGACGAAUCGACCGAAAACGCUACUGAAAAUUCAGGCGACAAGCGUGGUAAGAAAUGGGAGAGCAGCGGAAGACCUCGACCUGGUGCAGCUUUGGCCAUGGCCAAGAGAGAGAACGUUGCGAUUGUGGAAGGUGCAGGACAGAAAAUCACUUUCGAUUAGACUUUAUCUUGUUGUGCCAUAUGUAUGUGUUUCUAUCAUUAGCUGAUAGCUUUCCUAAAGACAUUUUAAUCACGCGCUUGAUCCUCUUGACUUUUAAUAAUGUCCAAUAGUGGUUUACAAUGC
Molecule: messenger RNA, 1533 nt
Organism: Cryptococcus deneoformans JEC21
Lineage: Eukaryota; Fungi; Basidiomycota; Tremellomycetes; Tremellales; Cryptococcaceae
Product: RNA-binding protein rnp24, putative
Exons: 4
Coding region: 61-1410 (449 amino acids)
Molecular function (GO): RNA binding
Source: RefSeq, a predicted model, not a curated record